Marchantia polymorpha subsp. ruderalis is the source of this 1793-nucleotide messenger RNA. NCBI's taxonomy places the organism in Eukaryota, Viridiplantae, Streptophyta, Marchantiopsida, Marchantiales, Marchantiaceae. The record is from the annotation of a GenBank genome assembly.
UCGGCGCUGGCGAGCUAUCGCGAGCUCGUCCGUUCCCUUCGAUACUUGACGUGGUGAAAUUGGGCAUUUGGAUCCAGUCUUGCAGGACAUUGCGUUUCGGUGUUGAAUCGUCUCCUCUCUUGCUCUUUCUCUCGUUCCGCAUUCUCUCCUCCGCUUUCGCCGAGUGGUCUCUGCCGUCGCGGAGAGGCGCAAGAGGUUCGAGGAAGGAAGCAAGACGAUGGCGAUGAUGGCAGUGUCAUCCGGCAUGGCUCUCAAGUCCAGCGUCUGCGUUGGCAAGAGCGACUUCAUGGGCAAGACUGCCUUGAGGCAAUCCGCCGCCCCUUCGUCGUCGAAGACCAAUGUGUCUUUCACCAUCAAGGCCGCUGGAUACGAUGACGAGCUCGUCAAGACCGCUAAAUCUAUCGCUUCUCCCGGACGUGGUAUCCUCGCCAUGGACGAGUCGAACGCCACUUGCGGCCUUCGAUUGGCGUCCAUCGGCCUCGAGAACACUGAGGCCAACCGACAGGCGUACCGCCAAUUGUUGGUUCAGACCCCCGGACUCGGCGAGUACAUCUCCGGAGCCAUUCUUUUCGAAGAGACCCUGUACCAAUCCACCACCGACGGAAAGAAGAUGGUCGAUGUCCUCGUAGACCAGAAAAUCGUUCCCGGUAUCAAGGUCGACAAGGGUUUGGUGCCAUUGGCCGGAUCCAACAACGAGUCCUGGUGCCAGGGUCUUGAUGGUCUUUCAUCAAGGACCGCUGCCUACUACAAGCAGGGUGCCCGCUUUGCCAAGUGGAGGACUGUCAUCAGCAUUCCCAAUGGCCCAUCAGAACUCGCCGUCCAGGAAGCCGCCUGGGGACUUGCCCGCUACGCCGCCAUUUCUCAAGACAGCGGCCUCGUGCCCAUCGUUGAGCCCGAGAUCCUCCUCGACGGAGAGCACGGUAUCGACAGGACCUUGGAGAUCGCCUCCAAGGUGUGGGCUGCUACCUUCCACUACCUGGCCCAGAACAACGUUCUCUUCGAGGGUAUUUUGUUGAAGCCUUCCAUGGUCACCCCCGGAGCCGGAUGCAAGGAAAGAGCCACCCCUGAGGAAGUUGCCAAGUACACCUUGAACUUGCUGAGGAGGCGAGUCCCACCCGCCGUCCCCGGAAUCAUGUUCUUGUCGGGAGGUCAAUCCGAGGUUGAGGCCACCCUCAACUUGAACGCCAUGAACCAGAGCCCCAACCCAUGGCACGUGUCUUUCUCCUACGCCCGCGCUCUGCAGAACUCCGUCCUUAAGACAUGGAAGGGCCAACCCGAGAAUGUCGAGGCCGCCCAGAAGGCCUUGUUGAUCCGUGCUAAGGCCAACUCUUUGGCCCAACUCGGAAAGUACUCUGCUGAAGGUGAAGCCGAGGAAGCCAAGAAGGGCAUGUUCGUCGAGGGAUACACUUACUAAGGAGGCCAGCAGCUUCACGAAUUUGUAUUUUUUAGCUAAGCGCGCAGGUUUUUGACCAAUAGUUCUGUAGAAGAAUUUCACAUUCAUGUGGUUGAGCAGUUAAGUACUCCUGCGGAACGAGGGGAAUGCUCAGGUCACAAAAGAGUGGCACUUUGGAAUAGCGUUGAAUAUUAUCCUAUCCCCAAUUACAACGAUAUCCGAAAACUGUAACGGUGAAUAGUGAACCAUCUCUGCAUUUGUGUAGAACGCUUGAAAGGUAGCCAGUGCAAACCAUUCAUAUUGUAUAUGGCCUCGAAGGUUACUUAAUCGACGAAAAGUCUUGACGAAUUAUAUCUUGAUAUAUUGAGUUUUCUGUGCGAACAGUCUAGAGAUACAACGU